Messenger RNA from Zychaea mexicana, 1665 nucleotides. RefSeq names its product phosphoribosylaminoimidazole carboxylase. The record is from RefSeq and is a predicted model, not a curated record. Lineage: Eukaryota; Fungi; Mucoromycota; Mucoromycetes; Mucorales; Lichtheimiaceae. The transcript is spliced from 4 exons. Gene Ontology annotation, biological process: 'de novo' IMP biosynthetic process. Gene Ontology annotation, molecular function: metal ion binding; ATP binding; phosphoribosylaminoimidazole carboxylase activity. The coding region runs from base 1 to 1665 and encodes 554 amino acids.
AUGAACAGCCAAAAAGUCGGCAUUCUUGGAGGUGGCCAACUUGGCCGUAUGAUGGUCGAAGCUGCCUCGCGAUUGAAUUUAUCGGUGACCAUUCUCGAUGCCCCCACUGACGCGCCUGCCAAACAAAUCGAGUCGACGCAAGACCACAUUCACGGUGCCUUCAAGGACGCUGCCAAGAUUCGCGAACUUGCUAGCAAGGUGGAUGUCUUGACUGUUGAAAUUGAGCAUGUGGAUGCCGACGUGUUGGGUGAAAUUGAGGCUGAGGGUAAAGUCAAAGUACAUCCUUCUGCCAAGACGGUCAAGACGAUCCAGGACAAGUAUGCACAAAAGCAACAUUUGAUUGCCCACGGUAUUCCUGUGGCCGAGUCUUUGGAUACACCUGACGAGAAUGCCGUGUUGGCUGCUGGCAAGCAGUUUGGUUAUCCAUUCAUGCUCAAGGCCAAGACCAUGGCCUAUGACGGUAAAGGCAACUAUGUCGUGAAAUCCGAGGCUGACAUUAAGCCUGCUAUGCAAGCAUUGAACAACCUGCCUCUGUAUGCUGAAAAAUGGGCACCUUUUGUCAAGGAGCUGGCGGUGAUGGUUGUGCGUCGUGCCAAUGGUGAGGUCCGUGCGUACCCCAUGGUCGAAACAAUCCACAAAAACAGCAUUUGUCACCUGGUGAUUGCACCUGCUCAGGCUGAUGGUGCGGUGCUCAACAAGGCUCAAGAGAUUGCCAUGAAUGCCAUCAAAUCGUUCCCUGGCGCCGGUAUCUUUGGUGUUGAAAUGUUCUUGAUGCAAGAUGGCACAAUUGUGUUGAACGAAAUUGCUCCACGACCCCACAACUCGGGCCACUACACCAUCGAGGCCUGUGACACUUCACAAUUCGAAAACCACAUGCGCGCCAUUUUGGAUAUGCCUUUGGGAUCCACAGCCAUGAAGGUGCCCGCUUCUAUCAUGGUCAAUAUCCUUGGUUCCUCAUCGGAUAUGGUUGAAUGCUACAAGCCUUGUCACGAAGCUUCGUUGGCUGACGGUGCCACAAUCCACCUGUACGGUAAAAAGGAAUGCAGAGCUGGACGCAAGAUGGGUCAUAUCACUGUUGUAGGUGAAUCCAUGAUGCAGGCACAAGAACGCUUGAAGCCCAUUCUGAAGGCCAUGGAGCCCGAUGUCCAACGCAACUUGUCGCUCCGUCCUCUCGUCGGCAUUAUCAUGGGCUCGGAUUCAGACUUGCCUGUCAUGAAGGUUGGUGCCAAGAUUUUGAAGGACUUUGGUAUUCCAUUUGAGUUGUCUAUUGUCUCUGCCCACCGUACACCUAUGCGUAUGGUUGAGUAUGCUCAGUCGGCUGCCAAGCGUGGCUUGAAGGCUAUCAUUGCUGGUGCUGGUGGCGCUGCACAUCUUCCUGGUAUGGUGGCCGCCAUGACAUCGUUGCCAGUUAUCGGUGUGCCCGUCAAGGGUAGCUCGCUCGAUGGCGUCGAUUCUUUACACAGCAUUGUCCAAAUGCCUCGCGGCGUUCCUGUGGCAACAGUUGCCAUCAACAACAGCACCAAUGCAGCUCUCCUUGCCAUCCGCAUGCUUGGUGCAUUUAUUCCCGGUGUCCUCGAAAAGAUGGAUGCUUAUAUGAAGAAGAUGGAGACUGAAGUACUCGGCAAGGUCGAGCGCUUGGAUUCUGUGGGCUGGGAAGAGUAUUGA